AUGUUGAGAGAGAAGAGUGAGGAGCUGCUGGCUGAACAGACUCGACGCAGACAGGACGAGGUUUGUACAGAGCGGGCUGUGCAGCUACAUACAGCAGCAGAAAGAGGAGGUGGAGGUGGAGCAGCUCUUUGCUCAGCUGUGGGAGAGCGACUGGUGAACCAAGGAGGAGCGGGAGUGCCAGGAGGCGCAGAGGCAGCGCCAGAGUAACCUGCAGCAGCUGGCCAACCUGCGUGUUCAGAUGGAGGCGGCCAAGCAGCUCAAAGAGGAGGAAGCCCAGCUACUGCUAGCAGUGGCGAUUUUAGCAUGUACAUCUUGGUGGGGCAAGAAAUAAAAAUGUGGGAUGCAUGCCAGCAAAGCCACUACACUACACAACACAACACUGAACAAUACAUUAAUUGCACUAUAACGGUGACAAACGGUGCCCACAAACUGUUAGAGCCUACAUAAAGCUGUCCAACAGCAGAGUCUGGCAGCGAAACAGUUCAUUCAGCCUCAUUUACUGCAUAAAAAAAAUAAAAUAAAGGGGGCAUAUAAGCAGACAAUGAAAGCUCUUACAAUAUUCAAUGAUUACAUUUCUCAAAAACAGGUUAUAGGCUACAUGUGCACCACCAAGUCAGAACAGUAAGCGAAAUUAAAAGGUGAAAAUAUACCAAAUUAUUAAGGUGAGGCACAUGGGCUACUAACAGCUUACUACACAACAUACACUUAGUAUUACUUUCUUAGCUACAGUAUGCAUAUAUCCCUGGAAUAUUGCAUAAUUUAUGCAGCAGCAUACAAUACAUUUUUGGACUCUGUGGGAAAAUGUUGUCAUCAAACUUUGUCAUCAAAGUCUGGCAUUCUCUGGAUUUAUGGUGCUUUCAAGAUAACUGGGAACUGGAAGAAAAAAAAAGGUAGAAUCAUGAUGACGUCAGUGAUCUUCAGGUCAUAGCUCUAGAAAGAGGCCCGAGUUCCGGAUUUACAAUUCCGAGGUGGAUUAAAGUUCAAAACGUAUUUUCCCAGUCGUAGCUCGUUUCUCCCGAGUUCCCAGUUGUCUUGAACUCACUAAAGUCAGAUUUUGCAGUUCCGAGUUAACAGUUGUUUUGAGCGCGGCACAAAUCAUGCUUCAUUGACAGCAUGGCCAAUGUUGAAUGUUUAUCAUUUUAAACUAGGAAAAGAGACCCUAUAAUUUCUCUUCCUGAUUUCUCUUCAUAUGACAAGGACUAAAAUGAUUUGCCAGUAGAUUGUCGACUUGAUUCAUGAUAAUGUCUGCUAGCUAAGAUUUUGAAAGUAUGAUGUUGACAUGAUCAGUCCAAUCAAAGCUACUGUAGAUAUAACGUGAUUUGACGUCAUUUUAUCUGUGGCCAAUGACCUUGAGCCUUCUUGGAUGGGCACUUCUAAUGUAACUAUGGCAGCAUCCAAUGGGCUUGAAUUUUCUAGAUCUACCCUUAGACUUGGCGGUGAUGUAGUGUCCCCAUGAGUGACUGAACACUGAGCCAAUCACGGCACAACGCUCCGUAUUUUCUGCUGGCUUGCCCGACCACCACAGAAAGCACUGAGCUAGGCUGAAACACCUGCAUUUUGGUGCUGCCUUACUCAAGAAAAGUAUUAACUAAAUUAUAUAUAUAUUUUUUACAUUGUUUGCAAACUGAUAUGUGACACGUAUUAAUGUGCAAAACGUUUUCUUUUUCUUUCUUUUUUAGCAAAAAAUGUGGGGCUCAAAACAGGUGGGGCUCUGCCCCACUUGCACUAACGGACGGGUCGCCACUGACUGGUAGGCUAAUUCAGCCUGUAGCUGAGAUGUUUCUCUCUGAGUCUAUGUGUGUUUCUGCUCUGUGAUCACUAAUUGAGCCCUCUGUGUCUUUCUCUGUGUGUGUGCCAUGGGGAGCAGAGAGAGAUGCUGCGUCUGGAGGAGCAAAGAGAGUGCCAUCAGAAGCUCCAGGUUCAGGAGAGCAGGCUGCUGAACCACUAUCUGAGGCUGAAGAUGAAGCGCCUGGCCAGGGAGCAGGAGGACGAGCUGGCCCUGGACAUGAGCAUCCUGGAGCAGCUGCUGACGGAGGAGAGGGAUGAGAAACAGGGCGAGGUCAUGAGGAAGGUGGGAAUGUCGAGUCGUAUUAUCAUAUUAAAUUACCACAUUGUCAGUCUGUUUGGCACGCAAAAGGAAAUCUUAUGAAACUAAACGAGGCAGAGGACAACUGACUGAGCGUGUGUUUUUACAGCUUGAGCUGCGAGUGGGGCAGAGUAGCUUGAGGAGCAGAAGGGACAGGAGGCGGAGACAAAGCAGCUGAUAGAGCUGAAGCAGACCUGGGUCCAGAGGCCAGGGAUAGGCUGAUGAAGGACGUGAUGGACACGCCGCCUGCAGAUCCAGGAGAAAUGGAAGGAAGGGGAGGAAAGGAGAGCUUCAAGUUUGAAGUUUUAAUGUCACAUGCACAAGUACAGUGAAAUGCCUUUCUUGCAAACUCAAAACAUAACAAUGUAAUAAUCAAUUAUAAUGUAUUACUAGAAAAAAAAACACAACAAAUAAGAAUUAGGCCCUGUGAGUGUGCAAAUAUUGAAAUAAAAGGUCAAUAAAGAUACAAGGUAAACAAGGACCGUGUAACUAUUUUGUUAGCUAUUUAUCAGCCGUAUUGCUUGGAGAUAGAAGCUGUUCAAGAGCCUGUUGGUGUCAGACUUGAUGCACCGGUACCUCUUGCCGUGCGGCAGCAGAGAGAAUAGUCUAUGGCUUGGGUGGUUGGGGUCUUUGAUGUUUUUCCGGGCCUUGUUUUCACACUGCCUGAUAUAGAGGUCCUGGAUGGCAGGGAGCUCGGCCCCAGUGAUGUACUGGGCUGUCCGCACAACCCUCUGUAGCGCCAUGUGAUCUAGUGCGGUGCUAUUGCCAUACCAAGCAGUGAUGCAGCCAGUCAAUAUGCUCUCAAUGGUACAGCUGUAGAACCUUUUCAGGAUUUGAGGGCCCAUGCCAAACUUUUUCAACCUCCUGAGGGGGAAGGGGCACUGCCGCACCUUCUUCACGACUGUGCGUGUGUGUUUGGACCAUUUGAAGUCUUUAGGGAAUUGGACACAGAGGAACUUGAAGCUGUCUACCUGUUCCACUGCCACCCCGUCGAUGUGGAUGGGGGCGUGCUCACCCCCUCGUUUCCUGUAGUCCACGAUCAGCUCCUUGGUCUUACUGAUGUUGAGGGAGAGGUUGUUGCUCUGGCACCACACUGCCAGGUCACUGACCUGCUCCCUGUAGGCUGACUCAUCAUCGACGGUGAUCAGGCCUACCACCGUUGUGUCGUCAGUGAACUUGAUAAUGGUGUUGGAGUCGUGUGGCCACACAGUCAUGGGUGAACAGGGAGUACAGGGGGCGUUAAGCACCCGUGUUAAGCAUCAGCAUGGUGGAGGUGAUGUUGCCUACCCUCACCACCUGGGGUCAGCCUAUCAGGAAGUCCAGGAUUCAGUUGCAGAGGAAGGUGUUCAGUCCCAGGGUCCUAAGCUUGGUGUCGAGCUUAGAGGAGACAAUGGUGUUGAACGCUGAGCUGUAGUCAAUGAACAGCAUUCUCACAUAGAUAUUCCUCUUAUCUAGGUGGGUGAGGGCAGUGUGUAGAGUAAUUGAGAUUGCGUUGUCUAUGGAUCUGUUGGGGCGGUAUGCAAAUUGGAGUGGGUCUAUGGUGGAGUGAAUGUGUGCCAUAACCAGCCUCUCAAAACACUUCAUGAUUACAGAAGUGAACGCUACAUGGCGGUAGUCAUUGUGGCAUGAAGCCUUGGAGUUCUUAGGAACAGGAAUGAUUGUGGUCCUCUUAAAACAUGUGGGUAAUAUAGACUGGGACAAGGAGAGGUUGAAAAUUACCGUGAAUAUGCCUGCCAGCUGUUCUGCACAUGCUCUGAGAAUGUGACCUGGAAUACCGUCGGGGUCCGCGGCCUUUCGGGUGUUGACCUGAUUAGAGAUCCUUCUCACGUCCGCCUCGGAGAGCGAGAUCACCCAGUCCUGUGGGUCGGUGACGGCCCUCACACCCGGCUCGAUGUUGUUGUCAAAACGUGCAUAUUCAGUACCAGCAGUAGUUGCACUUGAGCAUGAUAUACUGUUAUCCUCUGUGACACAGUGUUGAUUCACAAUGACUUGUUUAUACCUGUAAUCUUAUAUAUUGGAUGUGGUAUCAUGGUGUGUGUGCUUGUGUGUUUGUGCUUCUACCUUAGUGGAUCUGAACAUGCAGAAACUAGCCCAGCUAGCCAAGGAGAGAGUAGAGCUGAACAAAACCAUACAUUAGAACAAACUGCUGGAUGAGGAAGAUCAAUUAUUCUGACAGGCGUCCUCUCACAGCAAUACACAUACCAUUUUUUCUCCAUAUCUCCAGCCCUCUUUUACACACAGCAAAAGUAUUCGCAAUGAAUCCAUAUCUCUGCUUUCCUCUCCUAGUCUGAGAUGGGGCUGUCAGGAGUUCCAGGCAGACCUGCUGGCCUAGCUGCAGUUGCGUGAUGAGGGAAGGGUUCAGACAGAGCAGGAGCACCAGCAGGGCCUGGUCUACCAGGACCAGUAG
Molecule: messenger RNA, 4493 nt
Organism: Coregonus sp. 'balchen'
Lineage: Eukaryota; Metazoa; Chordata; Actinopteri; Salmoniformes; Salmonidae
Source: the annotation of a GenBank genome assembly